UUUCUGGGAGGCAGUUUGGAGAGAAAGAGAGAGAGAGAGGCAGCGAAGAUGUCGAAGAGAGGAAGGGGUGGAUCGGCGGGAAACAAGUUCCGAAUGUCGCUGGGUUUGCCAGUGGCGGCGACGGUUAACUGCGCCGACAACACCGGAGCCAAGAACCUCUACAUAAUCUCCGUGAAGGGGAUCAAGGGGCGUCUGAACCGCCUGCCGUCGGCCUGUGUCGGUGACAUGGUGAUGGCGACCGUGAAGAAGGGUAAGCCUGAUCUCCGUAAGAAGGUCCUUCCCGCUGUCAUCGUCCGCCAACGCAAGCCCUGGCGCCGAAAGGACGGAGUCUUUAUGUACUUCGAAGAUAAUGCGGGUGUCAUUGUUAACCCCAAGGGAGAGAUGAAAGGAUCUGCCAUCACUGGCCCAAUUGGGAAAGAGUGUGCUGAUUUGUGGCCAAGGAUUGCCAGUGCUGCAAAUGCUAUUGUCUAAGAGUUUUAAUUCGACGAUGCUAUGCUUCUCUUGUUCACUUGAGACUUUAGUGUUUUGCAAUUUUGUUUCUUUUGGAGGAUAUUUAUAUUUCGCUUAUUUAAGACAAGCAAAAAUAUUAGUUAGAUGGACGACCAUAAAUUUUCUA
Molecule: messenger RNA, 616 nt
Organism: Ziziphus jujuba (common jujube)
Lineage: Eukaryota; Viridiplantae; Streptophyta; Magnoliopsida; Rosales; Rhamnaceae
Product: large ribosomal subunit protein uL14x/uL14z/uL14y
Exons: 3
Coding region: 49-471 (140 amino acids)
Biological process (GO): translation
Cellular component (GO): cytosolic large ribosomal subunit; ribosome
Molecular function (GO): structural constituent of ribosome; large ribosomal subunit rRNA binding
Source: RefSeq, a predicted model, not a curated record